UGCAGCUCUUCACACCACUGAAGACGAACAAGCAGAAGAUGAUCUUCUGGAUCCUGCUGCUCUUCAUCCUGACCUCCUCUUCCUCUGGAUCAUUUGUAGUGAAUGUGACACAGAGCUCCUAUCAGGCAGAGGAGAACCACAACAUCACACUGGAAUGGACGUUCACCACCAACACUCAACGCUCCUCAAAUGUAUUUCAUACCCUCUGUCAACUGAUAACUGAUGUCAGACACUCAGUCCUGUUUCACAUACAUGAUGGUUUGGAGGUUCCAGAGUCUCAGGAUGAACAGUUUGCAGGACGAGUCCAGUGGGACAAAGACGUCCUCAGAGAAGGACGACUCAGACUUCAUGUGUCCAGACUCAGGACUGCUGACUCGGGUCGGUACCUGUGUGACGUGUUCACAAGAGAUGGUGCGAACUCUAGACAAUGUCACCUCAGUGUCACUGCAGAGAGGGAUCGGCCUGAACCUGAGACACAAAGCGCAACAAAUCUAACAAGAGAUCCUUCACAACCAGAGAGUCGACCACAACCAGAGAGUCGGGGAAGGAUCGUCCUCUACUGUGUACUGGGACUGACAGCAGCUGUACUGGUUUUGUUAACACUUGCUCUCGGCAUUGUAAACAAGAUUUCUACUCGGCAAAAACCAAAAACCAAACAAACAGCAUCCAAAAAUGAGGCUGAGUUGUUAAGCCUUUCAGUGUUUGCACAUUAAGAUCCUGAUGUGGACUUCAGUCAGUCCACCUCAGUGUGUAUGACACAUGUGUAUAUCUGUGGAUUAACAUCAACAUUAAAGUAUGAACGAAAAUAGAGGAAAUUAUGAUUUAGUGAUAUGAGAGUCAGUACAAUAGUAGUAAUGUAUCCAACCUGAUGUAAAAGAACAGAGAGCUGAUGUAAACCAGUUCUUAUUUACAGUCUGUGGUCACAGCUUUGUUCAGGAAAUGACAAACAGAUAAACUAGUAGCAGGUAACCAUAGCAACACUAUUAAUGCUCCACUGAGCAGAUAAUGAUUAAAAACAUCUUCACCUCUAAAAGAUCUGAAAUAUGUGUUCACGUUAUUGAGAUAAUGUUGAGAAGCAUAUUUACUUUCAUGUAUAUUUAUUCUGUGCUUUUCUUGUUUCUUUACAUUUCCCUUUUGCACUUUAAGCUUUAUGUGAUGAAUGUUUUUAUGAUACUGAGGAACCAGCAGUUGCUGAAAUAUUUGUACUUAUUUUUUACUGAAUUGUAUGUAUUUUAAUGAGCUUUGCUGACUGAUAUAUCAUGAAAAUAUUGACUUAUUAUAUUGAUCUUCUCAAUAAUUUGUGGAACUGUUACAUCUAAUGGAAAAGUUGUUUUCAGUUUUAAUAAACAUUUUAUUUUGCUGUAUGUCCAAAUUUCACUUAAUGGUUAAACUUAAAUCAAGUUUAUGUGAAGAGUUUAUUUUGCACAUUUUGUUCAUCUUCAAGUACAUGUA
Anoplopoma fimbria (sablefish) is the source of this 1452-nucleotide messenger RNA. RefSeq lists its product as uncharacterized. Lineage: Eukaryota; Metazoa; Chordata; Actinopteri; Perciformes; Anoplopomatidae. Gene Ontology annotation, cellular component: external side of plasma membrane. The transcript is spliced from 4 exons. The coding region runs from base 39 to 713 and encodes 224 amino acids. The record is from RefSeq and is a predicted model, not a curated record. Gene Ontology annotation, biological process: T cell costimulation; positive regulation of T cell proliferation; cell surface receptor signaling pathway.